This is a messenger RNA of Priapulus caudatus, 1689 nucleotides long. RefSeq lists its product as uncharacterized. Bases 1 to 1689 code for a protein of 562 amino acids. Gene Ontology annotation, molecular function: nucleic acid binding. The record is from RefSeq and is a predicted model, not a curated record. The transcript has 4 exons. NCBI's taxonomy places the organism in Eukaryota, Metazoa, Priapulida, Priapulimorpha, Priapulimorphida, Priapulidae.
AUGAUCAACCCCAAAAAUGAUGCAAAGUAUAAAGUAGCCUGUGUUGUGCUUCAAGAGAGCUGUGUCCCAAUUCUUGGUGUCUCGGCAGCCCAGCAGAUGCAGUUGCUGGAAAUAAAACACGAGAACAUUAUGAAGGUGGAAACACGUGAGAGUUCGAAAGUUCCUCUCACGAAGGAGGUACUUAUGGAGGAGUUCAAGGAUGUGUUUGAGGGUACCGGAAGGUUGCCGGGGUCCUUGCACCUUGAAAUAGACACGUCAGUACCACCUGUAGUUCAUCCGCCAAGACGUGUCCCGAUAGCACUGAAGGAAGCAUUAAGAGUCGAGCUGGAAGACUUGGUGAAGAAGAGCAUUAUUGCCAAGGUUACCACUCCAACCGACUGGGACUCCAGUCUUGUGGUAGCAAGGAAGCCUAAUGGUAAACUGCGCAUCUGUUUAGACCCUAAAGACUUGAACAAAGCGCUGAAGCGCAGCCACUACCUUCUUCCCACCAUUGAGGAUGUGCUCCCGAAUAUGAGUGGGGACGAGGCACUUGAAGGCUUGCCAGGCAUGAGAAGCAUUGCCGAUGACGUGCUAGUGCAAGGUGUAGGAGACACUGUGGAAGAGGCUCUGGACAAUCAUGACUCCAAUGUCCGUGCGUUCUUACAGUGGUGCAGACAGAAGAACCUGAGGUUAAACCUGGGAAAAAUGAAGCUCAAGCAGACACAAGCAGCAUAUAUUGGGCACCUACUCACUAGUCGAUGGCAGACCCAGAAAAAAUCGAGAAAGAGCUCCUUGCCUGUCUUUGGAGUUACCAAGUUCCACCAGUACGUAUAUGGAAGGCCGUUUGUGGUACAGACCAACCAUAAACCACUGGAGAACAUUAUGCAAAAACCGCGUUAUGCGGCACCGAAACGGCUGCAAACCAUGUUGGUAAAGCUACAAGGCUAUGACGUAGAGUUGAAAUACCAACCUGGCCCUACUUUGUACCUGGCGGAUACGUUGAGUAGAGCAUACGUUCCAGGAGAUCCUGAACUGGAUAGCUUCGAGAAGUACCUGAAUAAUGUCAAUGUGCUGAGUUACCUGCCAAUUUCAGAAGGUAAACUCGAACAGAUCCGUGCUGCUACUGAACGCGACUUGAGUGUACUUAAGUCUUCUGUGUUCGAGGGUUGGCCCGAGAAGAAAGAUACUGUGCCGGGAGAUAUCAAGCACUAUUUUAGUCUAAGAGACCAGUUGUCGGUGCACAACGGAAUCAUCUUGACUGGUGACCGCGUGGUAAUUCCCAACUCAAUGAGAAGGGAAAUGAUGGACCAGAUACACAGCUCACAUGUUGGCAUUGAAGGCUGCCUGUGGCGGGCUAGAGAGUGCCUGUAUUGGCCAGCAAUGAAUUCGGAAAUUCGCAAUUUCAUUGUUGCAUGUGAAAUCUGCAACUCGAUGCCCAGGAAGCAGCAGGAGACGUUAGUGCCACAUGAUGUGCCUGGUAGGCCAUGGGCUACGGUGGGAACAGAUCUGUGCUAUAUCGAUGGGUUGAAUUACCUCGUCACCGCGGAUUACUACUCAAACUUUAUUGAGGUAGAUUAUCUGGAGGAUACCAGAGCAGAAACAGUUGUCACGAAACUAAAGGCACAGUUUUCACGCCACGGGAUACCGGAUUCUGUCAAACACUACAACCCAGGAAGUAGGAUCGUCGCCAGCAAAAAGGAUCUUUGGUAG